AGAGGGUCGCAUUUCCCUCCUUUUCACCACUUUUUCCCUCUUUAUAUAUCAAAAUCUUACGUUGAUUUUCUUUUUCUCUCGUUGCUGAUUCUUCAUUGUCACAGCCGGCGUUUAGAGAUCGUAGAAAAUAUACCGGCGUUUCAAAUGGCGGCGAGAAUGGAUCUGGACGGUAGGCUGAUAAAGCCGAUGACGAUAUGCAUGAUCGGAGCCGGAGGCUUCAUUGGCUCUCACCUUUGUGAGAAACUGAUGGCGGAGACACCGCAUAAAGUGCUUGCAUUGGAUGUUUACAAUGAUAAGAUCAAACACCUUCUCGAGCCCGACUCUUUGCCUUGGGCUGGCCGUAUCGAGUUUCACCGGAUUAACAUCAAACAUGAUUCUAGGCUAGAAGGCCUUAUCAAGAUGGCAGAUCUCACGAUAAAUCUUGCGGCGAUCUGUACUCCGGCAGAUUACAAUACGCGUCCACUGGACACAAUUUAUAGCAAUUUCAUUGAUGCACUUCCUGUGGUUAAGUACUGUUCUGAGAACAACAAACGUCUCAUUCACUUCUCUACUUGUGAAGUUUAUGGCAAAACCAUUGGAAGCUUUCUUCCUAAAGAUUCUCCUCUCCGUAAGGAUCCUGCUUACUAUGUUCUCAAGGAAGAUACUUCGCCUUGCAUUUUUGGUUCAAUAGAGAAACAGAGGUGGUCGUAUGCAUGUGCUAAGCAAUUGAUCGAGAGGCUUAUCUAUGCUGAGGGUGUGGAGAAUGGCCUUGAUUUCACCAUUGUGAGGCCUUUUAACUGGAUUGGACCAAGGAUGGAUUUCAUUCCCGGCAUUGAUGGUCCAAGUGAAGGAGUUCCACGAGUUCUGGCAUGCUUUAGUAAUAAUCUGCUACGUCGUGAGCCACUUAAGCUUGUUGAUGGUGGCCAAUCCCAGAGAACUUUUGUUUACAUUAAGGAUGCCAUUGAAGCUGUUCUUUUGAUGAUUGAAAACCCAGAUAGGGCCAAUGGUCAUAUUUUCAAUGUGGGUAACCCAAACAAUGAAGUCACAGUUAGGCAACUUGCUGAAAUGAUGACUCAGGUCUAUACCAAGGUUAGUGGAGAACCUAUGUUGCAGUCACCAUCUAUCGAUGUCAGCUCCAAGGAAUUUUAUGGUGAGGGAUAUGAUGAUAGCGACAAGAGAAUCCCGGACAUGACCAUAAUAAAUAAACAACUCGGUUGGAACCCCAAGACAUCCCUUUGGGACUUACUUGAAUCGACUCUUACCUACCAACAUCGGACUUAUGCCGAGGCCAUUAAGAAGUCCAUGGCAAAACCUACUGCAUUCUAAAGGGGCAAGAUUGUUUAGACCACGCACACAAGUAAGGACUCGCGUAAAAUAUAUGCUUUUGUUCUUCUACGUUUCGAUUCUUAAAAUUCUUUCUAGGAAGUCUUAUAUAUAUAUCUUCACUGUUGAUUUUGGUUUAUAUUUUUUAGUCUUGUCUGCAUCUGUAGUCAAGUUCUUAGUGUGGUACUUUUAUAUGGAAACAUUAGAUUUUUAUUGUUUUAGCGUUAUAUGUUAUUAUUUCAAUCGAAAGCUUUUGGACUCCAUUUUCUCACUUCUGGAUUGUGCUGUAUUUGUAAACCCUCUCGGGCUCUUGUUUCUUAAAUUAUAUUAUUUUAUAAUUUUCAUGUAA
This is a messenger RNA of Gossypium raimondii (Peruvian cotton), 1651 nucleotides long. RefSeq names its product UDP-D-apiose/UDP-D-xylose synthase 2. NCBI's taxonomy places the organism in Eukaryota, Viridiplantae, Streptophyta, Magnoliopsida, Malvales, Malvaceae. The record is from RefSeq and is a predicted model, not a curated record. Bases 145 to 1305 code for a protein of 386 amino acids. The transcript is spliced from 9 exons. Gene Ontology annotation, molecular function: carboxy-lyase activity.